CUGAGGUGUAGCUAACCAUAAAGAGGGAGGAUUCUGACUUCACAAGGCCUGGUCUAAGUUCAGAAAUCAGGGUCAGCCAGUGAUGAUCUUUUGCAGUUUGUGGAGAUGGACACCUUUGGCAGUAAGUUACAGCAGAAGGCUCUGCAGCAACCUAAGCAGAAGAAAUCCAAGUCGGCUGAAUUUCUGAUGGGUGAAGAAGCGAGAGCUAAUGUGGUGGGCAUUGAAAACCCAGCCUUUGAUGGAGAAAGAAGCACCGAGCGUUCCAUUCCUCCGGUUUGGCUCGGGAGAGAAAUUCGAGGUGACAGGCCAGAUAGCACCCUUGCAGCUCACCAAAAAAAAAUGGAGCCGCGAGCCCCUGCCAAAGAAAGAGGAAAUGAACGUGCGCAAAAUUACUUUGACCCGUCAUCGACAAGGCAGACGGACUCGGGGCAUUGCAGGACGACUGGGGUCAGCGCUGAAGAUGAGCUGGAAUUAAAAACUUUCACUGCUGAUGAAAAGAAACUGUAUGAAAGAAUAACUGUGUUGCUGGAUGACGAAGACACCUUCAUUGACUUACCUGGUACGCUGCUAGCCUCCAGGGAUGAGGAGGUGUUGGAGGUGAAGGCGGGUGAUCUGGUGCUUCAGCGGCGACUGCUGCUCCACAGUGGUGGUGAUGCCUCGGGCUCCAGGCCCUCCCAGGCCCAUACCAUUGCCAAAACCCAGGCUGAGGGUAGUACUGAGCUGGGAGGAGAGGCUGGACUCGAAGCAGGGAGGAUGGUAAUGGGCAGAGAGAGCACUGUAAAAAUGAGGACAGCUGAGGAGGUGAUCCCCCACUACACCCAGCAGCUGAAGGAGCGUGCGCGGCCUGACAUGAUCAUGCUUGGCAGCCUUUCACUGCAGCAGCAAGUGGCUCAGAAUGGACCCCCGAAGAGAAGCGAGUGGGCAAAGAGAAAGAAAAGACUAAUGGCUUUCUUCACUGGUGAUUUUAAGGAGCCCGGUUCACAAAGAGACAGCGAUGAGGCAGUGAGACCACAACCCAUGAUGAACACACUGCUUCCGCGCAGCCGCGACAUCGAAAGCCCGUCACUCAGAGCGUUGGGGGAAGGCCAAGAAGAAGCGAUGGCCAAAUACAGCCAGAUGACAGAGCUCCCAGAAUCCUCCUCUGCAGCAUCACGGCCCCUGUGGCAGGCGGACCAGAGGACUGCUCCCCAGCCCGUGGAGGUGUGUGUGCGUUGCCUAAGAGCCACGAGGGACAGACUUCCCAGGGGUCUCUAUACUGUCAGAGUGGCACUUCACAGCCAUCUAGGGGGUCCGGCUCUGGCCUGGUGCAGUAAGAAAGGGCAACAUGUUUGGGCAACGUCUACUGAGCCCACUGAGCAUCGGGGACGCUUCUACGACAUUGACCUCCACAUUAACCAGAGUCUGUUCAUGGUCUUACCUUCCACCUGUAAUAUCAUCCCUUCCAUGGUGCUGGUUUUCCAGCUGAUCACAGCACCGGGAGACAGAAGUCACGUCAGCUCUGCGUUGGCCUGGGCAGCAUUUCCUGCUUGUGGGCCAAGUCUCGGUUUGGUCGAGGGCAGGUUCAAAACGCCACUGGUCAGGGGCGAGCCCAGCACACAGCUGGACCAGUUUAAAAAGAUUGAAGCCCUCAUCUCCUCUGAUCUCGACCACUGGCUGUGCAACCUGUAUUUUCAGGUAAAGAGACUCCCACCUGGAGCAUCUCGGAGACCAGAGCACUGCAUCACUCUAUCGAUCCCCACUUCUAAACAACCUAUCAUUCCCCAAUCUGAGGUCCACCAGAACCAGCUGCCACUCCAGCCCAAGCCCCCAUCGCAGCACCAGCUCUGUCCUCAGCUCGUUCAUCCCCAGUCCCAACAGCAGCCCUGUACAGACCCCAGCUGCAGAGCGGGAGAUCCCUCUGUGGUACAUUCUCACCGGGGGUCCCCUCUCAACCUGUCAGCUGAUUCUGCUUGCUCUUCCUCAUCUCUGCCAGGCAAGAAUUUCUCAUCAGGAGCCAUUUCUGGAAGCACCGGAGAGAAGAGUGAUCCAUGCAGGGAGAAAGCAGAGGGUGGGAAUCACUACAAGAAGAAGCCAAUCAAGAAGACAAAUAGCUGUGGCCCCAGCAUGAGCGGCAGAAGUGCACCGCCUCGGCAGGCAGACAAACAGAAGAUGCAGCCUUCAAUGGAGAACCUCUCCGCGGAGGAGAUGGAGGAGUAUACAUUCUCCCUACAAUCACAACUGACUGGACCUGGCUCCUGUCCUCCGUGUCUGUCUGACCGAGCGCGUCUGGCUCUCUCCAUGCUGCCAUCUGAGCUGGGCCUGCCGUUGCUGCGGCAACAACAACAACUGCAUAGUAGCUGGCAUGGCUCCGUUCAGCAGCUCGGCCUCAUUAUACUGCUGCUGGCUUUGAUGUGGUUUCUGAGGCUCUACCUGCAUUACUGCAGCCAGUGGCUCUACCUCCAGGCCAUAGCAGUUCCUGUCAACAAAUUCCACUUCCACGCACACACGGUGGACCUCGUGUACCAGAGUUCUUUACUCCACACCCGGGAGGAGCUGGCAAUGGUGGUGGUGGGUCCCCUGACCUUGAACGCAAUAACGUUCCUGCUGGUUCUGAUCAGAUGGGGCUGUCAACAGAUAUUUGGCUCACUCCCUUCCUUCACGUCAAAGUUUAUCAUGGCUCAGGGAGUGUGGACAGUCCUCGACCCCCUGGCAGUCUUUGCAGUGGACGCCAUCCUCGGGCGCCUCUCCUACAGUCCUGACACACCAGUGGGGGAUGCUGCCAAGCUUUAUUGGCACUUCUAUCAAGCUGACAAAUCAGGUGCAGCGGGGGUGAUCAUCACUCUCUUCCUCUAUGCUGUCGUUUUUCUCCUUUCCAUCACCAUCCUUUCCAUGUACCUGCUCAGACUCCACAAUGAUGGUCGCAUGCUGGAUGUCUUUCAGCGACUCACCGCCAAGGAGGGGGUAUUCUUCCUGCCUCAAGACCUUGAGCUGUCCAAUCAGGAACUGAGCUACAUUGUCAAGAAAGCAGAGCAGUGGAGAGGGUUCAAUGGAGAGAGGCGCAAGGUGGCCGUGUAUGACUAUAUCUUAACAACGGAGGACCCCGUGUCAGACUCUGCAGCGCCCAGCGAUGAGUCCCAUAGGGAUGGUGCGCACAUGCCAGAGGGUGAGACCAGCACCCACGUGGCAGUCUACACACUGCACCUCAGCGGGCUUAAACAAAUAUACAGGCACUUUCUUCGACAGUCAGAUGGAGCCAUCAUAGAGGUGAUGGGUGACAUAGAAGGCCUCGACAACGCAUCCAGCACGGUGCCCUGCCCGGCUCAGAGCUCUGACAAACAGAGGGAGGACAAAGGAGGCGACGCUCUCCAGCUACGGAAACGAAAGAAACGAUUCUGGCGGUCCCAUCGUGUUGAGCCAAUAGGAGGAAACAGGUGUGACUCCAGUUUUGCACUACAAGACCUCAAUCAAUGA
Molecule: messenger RNA, 3450 nt
Organism: Maylandia zebra (zebra mbuna)
Lineage: Eukaryota; Metazoa; Chordata; Actinopteri; Cichliformes; Cichlidae
Source: RefSeq, a predicted model, not a curated record